Messenger RNA from Malassezia pachydermatis, 3240 nucleotides. RefSeq names its product membrane protein. The record is from RefSeq and is a predicted model, not a curated record. Lineage: Eukaryota; Fungi; Basidiomycota; Malasseziomycetes; Malasseziales; Malasseziaceae. Gene Ontology annotation, molecular function: protein binding. Bases 1 to 3240 code for a protein of 1079 amino acids. The transcript has a single exon. Gene Ontology annotation, cellular component: nucleus.
AUGAGUGGAGCAGAAACUGAUCAGACGGCUGCGUUAGGAUCGUCAAAGGACCCUCAGGUUGAAGAAACAAGCCGCACAGCAGGUGCAUCUAUGCCAGAGGUAGAGGUCACUACCAGCUCUGCAUCGAAAUCGGAAACGAUGGGUGUGCAUGCCAAAAAUGAGGAAGCCGUGGCAGAUACGUCUAUGACCGGAGCCCCAGAUACUUCCAUACCCAGGACUGACACAGAGCAGCCAGCCUCCCAGCCGGGCGACAGCACCUCGACAGAGUCGCGCAAGCGACCUACGUCCCCCAUGGACGAGUCAUCCAACCGUGAUAAGCGUGCACGGGCGGAGGACAAGUCGAGCCAGGCCGAAAAGACUGUGACAUCAAGCGAGGCUAGCACGGCCCAUCCGCCGUCCGAUGGCAAGAUCUACAUGGAGAUUGAGAAGAACGAGAAUGCAGGCAAUUUGGACCUCUAUGUAUGGGAGUAUCUGCAAAUGCGGAAUAUGGACAAGACAGCAGCAAUGCUGAUUGAAGAAGCCAAACUACCAGAGAACCCAACGGUACCCAUCCAUCUGCCUCGUGGCCUGUUGUACGAGUAUUGGAAUGUGUUUUGGGAUAUGUUUAGUGCGCGUGCAGGGCGAAGUACGAAAGAAGCGACUCUGUACCAGCAAUUCUUGGAGCACAAGCGCCAACAGGCGGUGGUCGAGGCAAAGACAAAGCCGUUUACUGAGCAGCUGUUUUCGGAUCCAACCGCCUCUGUGACCAUGCCUGGUGCAGCCACAGCAGGUGGCCCUGGCGCUUUAUUGGACUUGCCACUGGCCGGGGGGGGCACCACCUCUGCUCUGCUCCUAGCGGGAUCGCCCUCCACCAAGGCCGGAUUGGCACCCGCAGCACCGAUUUCCCCUGCGGUUGCGUCCAAGUCGGGCGCCGCACAGUCGCGAAUUUCGCAUUCGGAGCCUCCUGCAUCGCCAUCACUGACGUUGGCUGCGCCGACGGCAGGCACGCUAGGAGCGAAUCCUUCGAAUAGCGGAAAUGCCACAGUUGGCGCGACUGCUCCCUCUGUAUCGCAAGCGACGUCACAAGCACAGACCUCCAUGUCAUCAGCGCCGAAUAGCAUGAUGCUCGGUGCCUCGGCAAUGCAGAGCACGCCUCAAAUGCGAGCCCAGUCACUGCCAUUGCAAGGCAAUGGUGGUAUAACCACCGCUCCACUGACACAGAUGCAGCAGCUGCAAAUGCAGAUGCAGUCUAAACAGGGUGGUAAUGCGCAAGCAGACAUGGCUGGUUCCCCGAUCAAUAUGACAGCGCAGCAGCAACAGCAACAACAGUUGCAAAUGCAGCAGAUGCAAAUGCAGAUGCAGAUGCAACAGGCCUUGGCACGUGCGCAGAUGGGCCAGGGCUUCAAUUUUGCUGCGCUCUCGCCACAGCAGCAACAGCAGGUGCUCAUGACAGCCGCAUUGCGGCAGGGCAUUCCUAUGGAGGAACUGAAGAAUAUGUCGCCUGCCGCACGUUUGGCGCUGCUGAACACGAUUGUGCCGACGAUGGGAGCCUUGGGCCAGCAAGUCAAUCGACCCAAUGACCCGCAGAUGCAAGCGCGAAUGUUGAUGCAGCAGCAACAGCAGCAGCCGUCGAACGCGACCAACCCCGGACUGCAAGGUAUGCCUUCAGCUACCCCUGGUAUGGGACAACAGGGCACGACACAACAGCAGCAGCAGCAACAGCAGCAGCAGCUCUUGCAAAUGCAGCAGCAGGCGGCCGCCCAAGGCAAGGCGCCGCCAUCACCCGCAACCUUCCAAGCGAUGUUCAAUCGACAGCCUCAGCGUAUGACGCCUACCCCGCAACUCCCAGCGGGAAAAAUGCCAGGUGUAGGUACAGAGCAGGCCAAAGGUACCAAUGAUCCAUCCCUUGCGCAGCGCUUUGGACGUGCAGAUGGGCAGCCAGGGUCCACUAUGCCCACGAACAAUGCAGGCGGUGCAUUUGGUGGCGUAGGGACGCCGACGCGGCUUACGCCGCAGCAGCGGCAAAUGCUGUUGAUGCAGUACCAAUCGCUGCAAACAGCAGUAAAGAAUGAAUGGGUGAAGGCACAGAAUGCGCCGGUACCUGCGAUGGCACAGCAGUUCCUCGCAACGGCACAGCAGCUACAGGCCAAAGCUCAAUCGAUUGUAUCCCUUCUGCAAAGUGAUCCAUCGCAAGGGAGCCAACCCUUCAGCGGUGAUGGCCAAGCGAAUGCGGCCGCCUUGCAGCAGAUGCAACAGGCCCAGGCCCAGGCCCAAACACAAAACGAUCAAAACGCACUGAAUGCGGCUACCAUGAUGGGCCAGCACCAGCUGCAGCAAAAAGUCAAUGGCAUGUUUGGCUUGUCAUCGCAGCCUGGCCAAGCCGGUACGACUAUGGACAUGGCUUCAGCUGGAGGGUCUAACGGUCUGCCACCGUACUUUUCGCAGGGCCUGACCGCUACGUCGUCGCUGUCGUUGCAGCAGCAGCAGCAACAACAGCAACAGCAACAGCAACAACAACAACGGCGUAUGCAGACGCAAGGUACGACGGGCAUACCGCAAACGCCUGCGGGAAUGUCAUCACAGGGACCCCAUACAAUGAUGAUGAACCCAGCGCUGGGCCGCGGUAGUAUGACGGCGCCUACGACGCCUGUCACAUCCCAUGCAACACCACAAUCGGCAUCGAAUGCCAAGCGUAUGAGCUUAGCGCGCUCAGGGACCAAUCAGGCCCCCGGUACCAUGAGUCCCUGGCAAUCGUCCACGGUGGACUCGCCAUCAGGUACGCAAGGGAAAAAGGAACGUCCCAAAAAGGGACGAUCAAGCUCGACUAAGACGCCCCUCAUGCAGCAUCGGACGCCGGCCGAGGGAGAUGCACAGGAUGAUACAUCUCUGCGGGACGACAACAUGGAGUGGGACACGAGCUCCAAGAGCGAUAGUGUUGUGCAAGGGUCGCAUAACAAGCAGUCGCAGUCUAUGAUGGAUAUGCCAUCCAUGAUGGAUGAUGUUACCUCAGGCCUGGCCAUGCCGUCGGAUGGAAAUACAUUGCCGACCAGCGGUACAGGUAUGAGUGGCACAGACGACUUUUCUGCCAUGUUUGGUGUGUCAGACAUUUUUGACUUUGACUUUGAUGGUGGUCAAGCGACCAACUCGAGUUCCACGGGCUUGUUUGGCGCGUCGACAGGGGGCAUGGGUGGUGCGUCAGACACCAAUGAGUCGGCCAAGGUUUCGUCUGAUGUCAAGGCAGAGUCGAAGACGGAUUCAUAA